AAGUCGUAUAUCGCAUGUGAAUAUUUUGACAUUUCUUGAGCCAUCAAUCGUUGAAGAGAGGGAUAAGCACAAAAUCGAGAUGUUGAGGUUAGCGAUAGCAAAAAAUUGCAAUUUUUUUUCGAAAACUUUGGCUACAAAUGUUGAUCAAACAAUUGCAGUGAAUCGCUUUGCGAAUUAUUUAAAAAAAACAUCAAAUGUGACCAGUCACCGGCCAUUUUCAUUGACCACUGCUCGAUUCUGUGAAGCCAACGAAGAGAAAGAGGGUGAAGAAGAAGGUGACGAGAACGUUCACAAGUUGUACAAAAAAUACGCUGGAACGCCUCGUGAUCGAAGCAAAAUAAUCCCGGUUGAAACCAGCAUCGAAUACUUGAAGAGUGCCGCAUUCCAAAGUACAUACGGUGACAAAAAAGUGUGGGAAUUAUACCGGCGAGUGCACAAGGGACAGUUGCCAAAAUCCAAAACACGUAAAACUUGCAUCCGAGGCAAUGUCAUCGCCACUGGAAGUCCUUGUCCAAUUUGCCGCGAUGAGUUCCUCGUGCUAGACUAUCGAAAUUUGCAGCUGCUGAAAAUGUUCAUUUCACCACACACAGGAGAUGUUUUGUCUUAUCAACAAACUGGUCUAUGUCAAAAGCAACACACACGAUUACUAGUAAACAUUGAACGUGCCUACGAUUUGGGUUUGCUUGAAUACGAAGUGCCACAUCGUGAAUUCGAUUACGCCGACUAUUACGACGUGUACAAGAAACCAACGUUUCAACCCAAAUAGAAUAAACAUUUAGAUUUAGUUACAAUUUGCUCUGUUUUCGAAAUUUCAAUUUUUCAACAAUGUCCGCAUCCGCAUCUGGUGUUUUUGAAGCGAAAUUUGUGAUUGUAGGCGGUGGAAUUGCCGGUGUCUCUUGCAUUGAAACCUUAUCAUUUUAUUGUCAAACCGAAUCAAUAUUGUUGCUUACUGAAUCGCCGAUCAUCAAAGCCGCGACAAACCUUGUUGCCUUGGGUAAAUCAUUGACCCGUUUCGAUAUUGAACAAAAGCACGCCUCAACGCUCCCGGCAAAUGUGCAAGUGGUAACCGAUCGACUGCUGGAAGUUGACAGCCAUCAGAAAAUAAUUCGAACCGCUCAACAAAAUCAUCUCAUAAAAUACGAGUUUCUGUGUAUCUGUACUGGUGCUCGGCCCAAGAUUGUCGACCAAAUCAACGCAACCAAUCAGAAAUACAUUUUGGGCAUUCGUGACACCGAAUCGGUUUGCGAUUUCGAAAAGCGUAUUCAAAAUAGCCGAAAAAUUGUCAUCGUAGGCAAUGGUGGCAUUGCAUCGGAGCUUGUGUAUGAAUUGAAAAAUGUGGCCAUCGAAUGGGUGGUCAAAGAUAAAUAUGUUUCACAAACUUUUGUUGAUCCAGGUGCAGCAACGUUCUUUCAAACUCGUAUCAAAAACAAAUCAGCUGAAUCAUCGGGUUCAUCGUCACAAGCGAAUCGACCACGACUCAUAAAGCGAAUGCGAUACACCGAAGAUGCUGAAGAAACGGUGAAAAAGAGCGGUGCUGCAUUGGGACCAGAUUGGCAUACGCUGUUCAAUUUAACAGGGAAGAAUGAAGAUUUACCGAAAGCUGUUCACAUUCACUAUCAAACGGGCAUCAAAAACAUUGACAUCAAUCCAAUUUGUGAUGACCAAUUUCCUGUGCGAGUUACACUUCAAAAUGACGAAGUUUUAGAGUGUGACUUUGUAGUCUCGGCUACUGGUGUUGUACCCAAUUUAAACUUCAAGAUGAGAGCUGAACAGUUUCGAUUCGGACCCGAUGGUGGAAUUUUCGUAAAUGAAUUGAUGGAAACAUCCAUUUCGAAUGUGUAUGCCGCUGGUGACGUGUGCUUUGCUGGCUGGGAGUGGGCACCACAUUGGUUCCAAAUGCGAUUGUGGACACAAGCACGACAAAUGGGUGCGAUGGCUGGCAAAAGCAUGGCCGCCAAAUACAACGAUCAACAUAUUUACCCAGAUUUCUGCUUCGAACUAUUCGGUCAUGUGACACAAUUGUUUGGCUAUCAAGUGGUUUUACUCGGCAAAUACAAUGGUCAAGGUUUAGACAAUAAAUAUGAAGCUUUGCUGCGCGUUACACAAGACAAAGAAUACAUAAAAUAUGUGCUGGUCGAUGGCAAACUACAAGGAGCAAUUCUAAUCGGAGAAACUGGACUCGAAGAGACAACGGAAAAUUUGAUUUUAAAUCAAUUGGAUUUAACGCCGUACGGAGAUGAUAUUCUAGAUCCAGAUAUUGACAUUGAAGACUAUUUUGAUUGAAAAAAAAAAACAGAGAGUAUUGUUUAAUUUUCAGUUUUACACAUUUUUGAUUAAAUUGAAAUUAAAUAGAAAAUGAAAGAAAAAAAAA
Molecule: messenger RNA, 2371 nt
Organism: Sitodiplosis mosellana (orange wheat blossom midge)
Lineage: Eukaryota; Metazoa; Arthropoda; Insecta; Diptera; Cecidomyiidae
Gene: mRpS18B
Product: 28S ribosomal protein S18b, mitochondrial
Exons: 2
Coding region: 80-766 (228 amino acids)
Biological process (GO): mitochondrial translation
Cellular component (GO): ribosome; mitochondrion
Molecular function (GO): structural constituent of ribosome
Source: RefSeq, a predicted model, not a curated record